GACACGAAGUAGGGAACACCCAGGCCCCAAAAGUCUCCAAUUGGAGUGACCAACGUGGCAUCCAUCCCACGGUGAUAAAGAUAUUUAUCCGACGGUCACAUCUGGUUAAAUAACUGGCAGCGGAGACAACUGACGUAACCACAAAAUUACAAAUAGAGAUGCACAAUUUUCCAUCUUUUUCCUUCCAGAUUUAAGAGAAAGAAGAGAGAGAGAGUCUUGGGAGAGAAGCAAUGGCCUUAGGUGUACCAGCUGUUCCGUUCACUUUUGUGGUACACGCGCUGGGAUUUUCGGGGCUGGUUUUGGUGUUGGUUUGGACAAUAGAUUUCAGAGGUGGUUUCGCAUGGAAGUCUACCAACAAGAGCCUCAUCUUUAACAUUCAUCCUUUCCUGAUGUUGGUAGGAUUAAUUAUCAUUGGGGGUGAAGCAAUUGUUAGCUAUAAAUCACUUCCUUUGAGGAAAGAUGUGAAGAAGUUGAUACAUCUCGUGCUCCAUGCUAUUGCUCUGAUACUUGGUAUCGUGGGAAUUUGUGCUGCAUUCAAAUACCAUAAUGAGAGCGCAAUUGCUAAUCUCUACAGCUUGCAUUCCUGGCUUGGAAUUGGGAUUAUUGUCCUCUAUGGCAUUCAGUGGAUAUAUGGGUUCGUGAUCUUCUUCUACCCUGGAGCGCCGAUUGGGCUUAGGACCGUGUCUCUUCCUUGGCACGUGGUAUUUGGGAUUCUUGUUUACGUGUUGGCUGUCGGCAACGCUGCAUUAGGGUUCUUAGAGAAGCUUACUUUCCUGGAAAAUUCAGGGCUCGCUAAGUAUGGCUCCGAGGCCUUCCUUGUCAACUUCACUGCCGUUAUUACAGUGCUAUUUGGAGCCUUUGUUGUAUUAUCUGUUCUUUCUCAUGCUCCGGUAGAAGAAGAAGACCAGGGCUAUUCCCCUAUAACAGUCUAAGAUGUUGUUUAAUAUUUGAUGGAUUAUAUUGUAUGGAACAAGGAUAUAUGUUUUACUAUCUCUAUUUUCUGGAUAUAAAUUGUGUCUUGUUUCUUA
Molecule: messenger RNA, 1028 nt
Organism: Alnus glutinosa
Lineage: Eukaryota; Viridiplantae; Streptophyta; Magnoliopsida; Fagales; Betulaceae
Product: transmembrane ascorbate ferrireductase 1
Exons: 4
Coding region: 231-932 (233 amino acids)
Molecular function (GO): oxidoreductase activity
Source: RefSeq, a predicted model, not a curated record